AUGAGAACCAAGGACGAAGUGUGUGAAGAGCCUGGAAACCUGUGUGUGGAAAAAUAUAAAGCCAUGUUCCAAGCCAAGGGUCCAGCCGGUACAACCUCCACUCAUGAGGCAAAAAGUGACUCCGGAACAUCCACAGUGCAGAGAUCCAAGUCGUUCAGCUUGAAGGCCCAAGUGAAGGAGACAUGCAGCGCCUGCCAGAAAACAGUCUAUCCCAUGGAGCGUCUGGUAGCUGAUAAAUUUGUUUUCCAUACCGCCUGCUUUUGCUGCAAGCACUGCCAUGCCAAGCUAAGCCUGGGCAGUUACGCAGCUCUUCACGGGGAAUUCUACUGCAAGCCACACUUCCAGCAGCUCUUCAAGAGCAAAGGCAACUACGACGAGGGCUUUGGGCGCAAGCAGCACAAGCAGCUCUGGUUGCAGAAAGAGGCACAAAAUGGGGCCGAGACAGCUUGACCUGCC
Molecule: messenger RNA, 456 nt
Organism: Euleptes europaea (tarantolino)
Lineage: Eukaryota; Metazoa; Chordata; Lepidosauria; Squamata; Sphaerodactylidae
Gene: LIMD2
Product: LIM domain containing 2
Exons: 5
Coding region: 1-450 (149 amino acids)
Biological process (GO): actin filament bundle assembly
Cellular component (GO): plasma membrane; actin cytoskeleton
Molecular function (GO): actin filament binding
Source: RefSeq, a predicted model, not a curated record